This is a messenger RNA of Monodelphis domestica (gray short-tailed opossum), 1598 nucleotides long. Lineage: Eukaryota; Metazoa; Chordata; Mammalia; Didelphimorphia; Didelphidae. The record is from RefSeq and is a predicted model, not a curated record.
GGCUGCCCGCGGCCGUUGGGAAGUGGUGCCUGAGGCUGGGUGGGUGGGUGUGUUGGGGGCCCACGGUUGGGAGGUGGCCGCGGGCGUCGUUUGAUCGAGGGGAAAUCCAGGGAGGUCCGAGCUGCCCCUCAGCCUGGGCAGAGUCCACGGGCACGAGAUGUCGUCUUGGGGACCUAGGGCGAACUGAUCCCUUUGUUAACCUGGGCCUGUUUCUUCGUCCCAGUGUAGUGGAGCCCCGGAAGGGCCUGGGGUGGGGUGCGGGGGGCGGGGGAACGAUCUGGGUCUGAGUCAUAAUUAUCGGAUCCGGUAUGUUUUAUGUUCGGAGAGCCAUCAGCAGCGGGACUAGGUAACAGUGCCGCAGAGUCUGAGGAGUAGAGCUAGAAUUCCAGCUAUCUCUCUUUAUUCUGGACCAUCACAAAAGAGCCUGCCCCAUGGAUCUCACAGAGGCUUCCUAUAGUUCCCUGAACCCAGCCCAGGCUCCUGUGGUGAGUGCCUCCUUGCCUAUUCCUGCUAUCGUCUUCAUCACUGUGGUUGUCUACUUGCUGCUGCUUGGCCUGGUGCUGCUGGCCAGACGUUAUUUGGUGGAGCAGGAUUGCUGUCUGUCCGACUGCAGAGGGUCCUGCAGGAAGGAAGAUGCCCCUGGUCCCUUUGAGUGUUGCCAGGGCUAUGCUGAAGCCUGUGACUUCCCUCUGCCCAGUCCAGCCCGAUGCCUGGAUGCCUGCUGCCCCCAGCCCAUGGAAGCUGGUUGGGCCCCCCAGUGCCCCAGAUGCUGUCCAUUGUGUGACUGUGCCUGUGCCUGCCAGCUUCCUGAGUGCCAAAGCCUCAAUUGCCUUUGCUUUGAAAUCAAGCUCAGAUGAAGGUCAUUUGCUCAAAAUUCUGGGACAUUGCCUUCUGGAGGACCUGCCUACUCCAGGAACCCAGAAGCAUUCCCUAGAAACUGGACCACCACCCCAGGGGAACUCAAAAUGGAUUGCCACCUGUCCCCAAGGACUGGCUCAUCCUUUUGUCUUCAUUGGACCUAAGCAGAGAAGAAUCUGGCUCUCCUAGGAAAAUGCAGAGAACAAUUACCCUAGAAGCAUUCAGCACCUUGGAGGAAAUCCAGGACAGGCAGAGCAGCAAGACUGAUUUCCACAGAAAAGGAUGGCACCUCAGAAACUGCUGGUGAGUGGGAAUUGGUUACAUAUGCCUCUCUUCUCUGUCUGCCUGUUUUAGCCCUCUGUCAACUGGCUCCACUACCUCUUUUCCUAGCAGAAGCCUUUCCCUUAGUCACUCCCCCUCCUCUAAUUUCUUUCCUCCCAGGUGGCAAGCCCCAUCCUGGCUUGAAUGUCAGGGGCUUCAGGUUUCCCCUAAAUAUAGUUCUCUGCCAGAAUAGCUGGGGUGGGGAAAGGGCAGGGGUCACAAGAGAAGGUCGGGAAAAUUCCAAGAGGAGGGGUGCUAGUACUAUAUAACCCCAACCAAGCUCUGCCUGACCACUCACUGCCUAGGCCCGAUUCUAAUCCUCCAGACUCCUUUCAGGCGAGUAUCAUAUGGAGUAGCCAAGCAGAUAAAAAAAGGGCUGGGGGAUGGGCAGGAGAAAAUAACAAAAGAGGGAGUAAAAA